Molecule: messenger RNA, 2363 nt
Organism: Musa acuminata AAA Group (dessert banana)
Lineage: Eukaryota; Viridiplantae; Streptophyta; Magnoliopsida; Zingiberales; Musaceae
Product: NAC domain-containing protein 78-like
Exons: 5
Coding region: 75-2093 (672 amino acids)
Biological process (GO): regulation of DNA-templated transcription
Molecular function (GO): DNA binding
Source: RefSeq, a predicted model, not a curated record
AAUUAAAAGAACAAUCCGGCCUCUCUUUCGAUCGAAACCCUCCGCCUCCGUCUCAUCGAUUCCUCCUCUCAUCCAUGACCGUCGGCGCCGCCUCCUCCGAUCGACCGCCGCCUCCCGCGGCCGCCGCCACCCGCCUCUCCCCGGGCUUCCGUUUCCACCCAACCGACGAGGAGCUCGUCAGCUAUUACCUCAAGCGGAAGGUUUGCGGUCGGUCGCUCCGCGUCGACGCCGUCGCCGAGGUUGACCUCUACAAGCACGAGCCCUGGGAUCUCCCCGUCCUCUCUCGGAUCCAGAGCCGCGACCUGGAGUGGUACUUCUUCAGCCCCCUCGAUCGCAAGUACUCCAACCGAUCGCGGACCAACCGUGCCACCGCGGAGGGUUAUUGGAAGACUACCGGCAAGGACCGGCCAGUACGCCGUGGCCCCCGCAUCGUCGGCAUGAAGAAAACGCUCGUGUUCCAUGCCGGCCGGGCGCCGCGCGGCACCAGGACGAACUGGGUGAUGCACGAGUACCGCCUCGAAGAUGAGGAGUUGACCCAGGCCGGGAUUUCGCAGGAUGCGUAUGUAGUAUGCAGGAUCUUUCAGAAGAACGGUGCUGGGCCCCAAAACGGGGCACAGUACGGAGCACCAUUUCUUGAAGAAGAAUGGGAAGAAGAGGCAGAUAUGGGACCGGUUUUGAUGCCAGAUGGUAGGGAAGAUGAAUUUAACGAAGCCACAGAAAAGGAGUAUUUGCAAUUCAGUGACUUCCUGCAGAAUGAAGACUUGGAGAAUAAACAUGUGAAUGAUUCCAAUUUUGUGGCAGAUCUGGAUCGGAAGGACUGUGUUAGCCUUCCAGAAGAUGCCACCAUUUUGCUGGAUGAGGUACCUUUCACCAACAUGGUCGAGUUUGUUAAUGAACCUGGACAACAGAUUAAUCCAACUCCCAUUGAUGACAUGGAAAAGAAGCCUCUCAUUGAAGAUUUUGCACAUUAUCAUACUCGUCCAAAUGACAAGGAUGAAUACGUGGAGUUGGAUGACCUUGCAGAUUCUGCAAAUGUGGUGUACCCCUUCAGUGAAGAAUAUGGUUUUCCUAUAAAAGCUUGCCAUGCUAAGAAUACGCAUGGGGCAGGUGGAAAUAGCAACUUACAGAAGAUACUUGAUGUUGAGGAGUUCUUUGACACAAUGAGCGAAAAUUCCGAUCAUUUAGAAUCACUCCAGAUGUCCCCAGUGCAGGAGAAUUUCUUUGUCCAACCAAAUGAUUCGAAUCCUUUAGCCGAGGGCUGUCCAUCCAGUCAACAGCUUCAAGAGAAAACGGUAUUCUAUGAUGCACCUAGUGACAAUCCAUCAUUCAGGCAUGAAAAUGCUCCAGUGAAUGGACUUCUGUACUUACCCGCCUAUAACCCAUCUGGUUUUGAGAUGGUUGAUGACUUGCUAGCUUACUUUGAUGCUACUGAUGGUAGUUUACAUCAUGACACUAUGGGUUUUACAGGAAGACCAGAGUGUAUCAAUUCAUCUGAUCAGUCCACCUUUACUGGAGAGGUUGAUGGCGGCAAUUGCCCAACAAGUAAGGCAACAGCACAGGUGCUAGAUAUAGAUACUGUGGGUGGAGCAUCGUCAUCAGCUUCAUCUGUAGCUUAUAAGCAGUCUAAGGGCAAUUAUGAGGAGGUUGCUGUAAGACCAGAUGUCCAAAUGAGUGAUGCCAACGACAAAACUGUUACGAAACAUCUGUUGAACAUGUUGGGCUCAAUCCCUGCGCCUCCUGCAUGUGCUGCUGAGUUUCCUUCUGGGUCAGGAAAGUCUGUGGCACAAAUCCCUGGAAACCACUCAGCCAGUUCAAUCCAUGUCACAGCUGGGUUUUUUCACAUUUGCGGUUCAACUAUGUCAGAAAAUGCUGGCUACUGGUCCUUGCAGAAGAAUGGACAUGUGGAUCUCAUCCUUUCCUACAACAGUAUGGCAGAUAAUCUAGUCAGAAAAACUGUGGGCCCUGGAUGUAUCGCAAAGAAUCAGGUUGAUGUGGUGUCGGUGAUGCUUCGAGUUGGCUUAUAUGUUUUCUUCCUUUCAGCAUUGAUUCUUACAAUCAGCCAUAAAGUGGGAAUGAGUAUUUGUGGAAGGUAAGUUGGCUUUUAUCCCAGUGACAGUUUACCUGAAAACUAUGUAUGCUCGUGUUCGGGGAUUAUGCAAUGUAUGUGUCUUAACUUGGAAGUGUAGCUGGUUCAACAAUGCCAUUUUGAUAGAAGCUGGUUCAAAAAUAUGUAGAGGAUUACAUUGUAUUUGGUUGUAGGUAGCUCCACAAUGUUUAACAGGACAUCAUUUUCUGGUUGAAGUAUUGCCUAAUUGGCAAUUCCUUAAAGCCUUAAUGUAUGAGACUGGGUUUACUCCUCUUCA